Rhodamnia argentea is the source of this 1037-nucleotide messenger RNA. Its product is annotated as HVA22-like protein c. The transcript is spliced from 5 exons. The record is from RefSeq and is a predicted model, not a curated record. The coding region runs from base 178 to 693 and encodes 171 amino acids. NCBI's taxonomy places the organism in Eukaryota, Viridiplantae, Streptophyta, Magnoliopsida, Myrtales, Myrtaceae.
CCGCAAAACUCCCGCCCUUCUUCCAAGUUUCCUCUUUCUUUUCCUUUCCUCCUCUUUCCUUUCUCGCUUUCCGAAGUCGCUUUUUCAGCUUUCACUAUUUGUUUUGAAAAUUAACCUUUUCUCCGUGUGGAAAAAGAAGCGCUCGAAGAACGCCCGGAGCUCGCAGCGGAUACCGAAAUGGGUUCUGGGAAUUUCCUCCAAGUCGUGGCCAACAACUUCGACGUGCUCGCGCUGCCUCUCGUCACUCUCGUUUAUCCUCUGUAUGCUUCGAUAAAGGCGAUAGAGACCAAGUCUCGCACAGAUGAUCAGCAAUGGCUCACUUACUGGGUUCUCUAUUCGUUGAUUACCCUCUUUGAGCUUACCUUUGCCAAGCUCCUCGAAUGGUUUCCUAUAUGGCCUUAUGCAAAGCUGAUAUUCGCCUGCUGGUUGGUCUUGCCACACUUCAACGGCGCUGCUUAUGUGUAUAAGCACUACAUCAGACCCUUUUAUAGGAAUCCUCAAUGUACUACAAUGUGGUAUGUUCCACAGAAAGGCCUUUUUCAUAAGCACGACGAUGUGCUCACGGCUGCUGAGAGGUACAUGGAAGAACACGGGACCGAAGCAUUCGAAAGGCUCAUUUCCAAGGCUGAAAGAGAAGCUCGAGCUAGAAGAAAGAACAACUACACGACAUUUGACGACGACUACAGAUACUGAAGUAGACGGACGUGGCCUUUUCCGGUCAAAGCUGCGAGGAACUGGGAUGUCGGCAGAGCAGGCAAUUACAUUUCCCGUUCCUGUCCAUCUGCUUCCUUAAUUCGUGUUAUGGUAAUUGCUCGCGGCUGAGAGUCGGACAUGAUGCUACGAUUGUAAAGAGCUCCGUGUACUGGAAGAGUUGAUGCUACUUUCCUAACAAUAUAUGCUUGUGAAUACUGGUUCCUGUAAUCUUUUGGAUGGGGUAAUGUAUCUGAGUUAGUUUGACACUCUGCAAUUCUUCUUUUGGUUGGCAACUUGAUGCUUAAAGCGUAGGGAGAAGUUUAUAAUUUGAAUCAUUGUUAGAU